AACGAGGCUCUUUCACUCGGGCUGGCUAGAACUCAAACAUCUCUGAGCCCUGAAUGAGCUGCAGGAAUCAUUCAGCGUCCAGCUUUCUGACAGUGUGCUUUGCCUGCCCUGCAAAUAUGGACGCCAACUGUGCACGUAGCUUUGGGGGUGUCGCUGAUUAACAACCAGUCUUCUCAGUGGACAGAGCUAGGGAAUAUAUCUAUAAGCGCUUGAUGUCUGGAGCAUAGAAGCCAUUGUGUGACCAUGAGGCAGCUACACACUAAGGACGUUCAAGUGGAAAGUUUCCGUCUUGCUGGUGCCUGGUCUGCUGACUAUGCUGUUGGGGCGAAGUCUCAGAGCCUGACAAACAGGAGGUUACGCUUCCCACGAAAGGUCACAGAGCAGCGCCGUCUGCUAGAAUGCCCUGUGAAGAUGGAAAUGUGCGUCUGUGCUGUCCACGAGGGGAGCCACGUGUCCCUAGCUACUAUACACUUGGAACAUGCCUGGGGAAAUGGCGUCCUGCUGGAGGGAGAACUGGUUGAUGUAUCUCCGCACAGCAUCUCAGACGCCCACGGCAGGAAGGAACGCUACUACGUGCUGUACAUCCGGCCUAGUUGCAUCCAUCGUCGUAAGUUCGACCCCAAGGGAAAUGAAAUCGAGCCCAACUUCAGUGCCACCAGGAAGGUGAACACGGGCUUCCUCAUGUCAUCCUACAAGGUGGAUGCCAAGGGGGACACUGACAGACUGACGCCCGAGGCACUGAAGGAGCUAGUCAACAAGCCAGAGCUGCUUGCGCUGACAGAGAGCCUCACUCCUGCGCAGACGGUGGCGUUCUGGAUGCCUGAGUCAGAGAUGGAGGCGCUGGAGCUGGAGCUGGGGGCUGGGGUACGGCUGAAAACUCGAGGCGACAGCCCCUUUCUGGAUUCAUUAGCCAAACUUGAGGCCGGCACAGUGACCAAGUGUAAUUUCGCUGGUGAUGGGAAGACAGGGGCAUCCUGGACAGACAACAUCAUGGCCCAAAAGUCUUCAGAGCCGGCCUCGGCGGAGACUCGAGAGCAGGGGGAUGGGGCAGAGGACGAGGAGUGGGAUGACUGACUGAGUUUACGGGGAGACGGAGUGCCUCCAGGGCCAACCAGCGCUGUUGAGAAUUUCUUGCAACUUCCAUUCCGGAGCUGGAAGAAGCAAUCCGACCAUCCUUACCUGGUUCUUCCCUAGAGCCGCCGUGGAACACCCUUUGAACGAGCUCUGCUGAGAUCAAAUCCAAGUCCACCACGUUAGCAGUGGGGCCCCAUGCUAUGACUCAUGGAGGGUCCAUCCCUGGAUGUGAGUUCAGCCUCCCUAGACGUUUUCAUGAUGGCCCUUGCCCUGAGUGGCAGCCUUGUUCCUGGAGGCAGGUGGUGGGCGAGUUCCCCAGGGCAGGCAGGGGAACUGGACCUGGCCUUGGCGCAGAAUUGGGGAACAUCCCUCAUCUGCAUGCAGAGUGGCUCAGAGCUGUUAGCGGGGCUCCUUCCUCUGUUCUUGUGCUUCCUGCUUUCCCUCACACCUGCCCCACCACCGCCAGCGCUGAGUGCUGUGGGCUCUGCUGUCCUCUUCAGGCCUCCUGUCCCUGUGCCCUUUUCUUCCCCGAGAGCUGCCAGUUGUUUAUUCCUCCUUCAGGUCUCUGCCGCCCUGGGGGGUUCCUGCCUCCUCACCUCCCUGGCUGCUUUCCUGGGGCUGCUGCAGUCAGGGUUGGCUGGCUGGUCCCCAUCUCUCAGGUGUACUCUACCAGGCCACGUUUUGGUGACACCUCUUUUGUUGUUGUUUUGUACCUUGAAGACUUUUUACGAAUGAGUAAAUCUUUAGAAAAGGGUUCCUCCACACCGACGGGGUUAUUGUCGGGUGUAAAGGGUCUUCCAGCUGAACAAGAAAUCUACAUGUCCUAAAAAUGAGUAGGGACUUGGUGGCACAUGGGUCCUGCCUGCCUCAGAGAAAAGAGGAGGUGGUGGUGAACUAACAAUUGUUGAGAAAAACACAGCUCUGGGUGUUUUCUGCGGUAAUAAUUAUAGCCACUGACUGAUGAGUGCUUCCGGGUGCUAGUACUUGUGCUAAGCAUUUGCAAUAUCUUACUUAAUUGUCACCACAAUACCAUGAGGUACUGUGAUUAUUAUUCCAUUUUUUCCAUGUGACACUGAAACUCAGAGCCUCCAUUGAUCGUGUAUAGAGGAGAGAGCCCAGGCAGUCAGAGUUCAAGGUCCACAUUCUUAACUACUGGAUUAUUCUGCUCCUACAUGUAUACUACAGAGGAGAAAGGGGGCCUCAGAAAUGUUAAGCAACUUGCCCAGGGUCACACAGCUAAUAGGUGGCAGAGCCAGGAUUCAAAUCCAGAGCUGACAGAAGCAAAAUAUAUGCUCCUUUCCCAUCCCCUGCUCCCUUGGCCUACAGAAGGGCAUUGGACAGAGGACCCAGGAGAGGUCCUGGCCCUGUGAAGCAUGGUUAUAUUCCCAGACUUUAGGGAGCUUGCCUAAACCCUUGACUGCUGAUCUGUCCAGGCUGAAAUCAGCCCUGCAGUAUCAGCAGUUGAGCAGGUAAUGCUUCCAACGUUUAUUAUCAUGGCUAUGACUGUGCUUUCUUGCAUAUUUGAGCCCGGGCUCAAACUGUAAGGCUUGGGACUCACACUUCAGUUAAACUAGAAGCUGCCUCUCUGGUGUCCUGCAUUUGAAAGGGGCUGGCCCACUGUUGAGCAUGCUGAGACCUCAGCCACGGGGGUGGCCAAAGAAGUGGUUAAGCAGGAGGAGAAAUGGGACACUGGCUGGGGGUAGAGGCACCAGGGAGAGCAUCCCGCUGCCCAGAGCUUGUAUGAACAGGCCACCAUUCCAAAGGAGGCGGCCCAAUGUGUCAAUGGGGGGAAGCCCUGGGCAACCAAUGGGCUUGGUGUCUUAUGAGGGGGUGGAGGAAGGGGGCGUUCCUGGAAGAAAAAGGCCAUUUGGCUAGAGCUCAGAAUGGAUGGGAGCUGCAGUGUGUUUGAGAUGAGGCUGGAGAUCGGGCAUGGGAUCUUAAGCAUGUUCAGUAUUUUGGGACUUUAUCUUUAACAUCCAGGAAGCCAGUGAUCCCAGGGAGUGAGAAGAUCUGAUUUGUAGAUUUCAAAGAUCAGUUGACAACAGAAACUGAAGACAAUGGGCCUAACUAGGAGACUGUUGCAGUUGUCGGGGUGAGAGGCUAGAGUGGAUUGGUCUAUAGACAGGAAGAAAUUGACUUUGCAGCAAGACAACAGCACUAGCAAAGCAAUGGAGGUGGGGAAGUGGCCUUUUCCUGGAAUAUUAAUUUCUGUCUAUGGUUGUUAUCAUACUAUACCUACACAUGAAAUUGGAUAAUCCUUUUUCAGUUGUAUGAUCACUUUCCAUAUUGCUACAUAGUCUUCAUAACCAUCGUUUUUAGGAUUGACUGCCAUUUAAAAUAGCUCUAUCAUUGUCCAAUUUGGGGGUAAUUUAUUGGUCCCCUUUUGGAGCUAAUGUAAUUAACGUGUCAAGAACUGUUGUGAAUUAUAUAAUCCCCUCAAUCUCACCCACCCAUCCAUCUCCCUCUGUAGCCCCCGCCCCACUAUAUUUUUGGGUAAUUUCUUUAGGGGUUGAUUUCCAGGAAUCAGAUUACUGGGAAUCUAGGAAUUUUUUGUAAAGGUCUUGUUAUAUUGCCAAUUGCUUUCCAAAAGUGUUGUUCUAAAUUACAAUUUCACCAGCAGUAUAGGAGAGGACCGUUUUCAUGUGACGCUUGCCAGAAUUGGGUAUAACAUUUUUAAAAUGGUAUUCGAUAAGGUGAAAAUAAUUUUAAAGUUAAUACUUCAAUUUUAAUUUUCCCUUUCCCCCAUUAAUAGUGAUCUUAAAGAUUUUUUUCAUAUUCAUUUCCUAGAUGUAUUUCCUCCUUUGUUACUCAGUUCCUUUGCCCAUUUAUCUAUUAGAGAGUAGGUCUUUUUCGUUUAUCAGUCAUGUAUAUUUUACAUAUAACUGCCAUAUUUUAACAACAUCCUUUCCAUUUUUUUCCAUUUUUAAAAAUUGGUUUUACAAACAAAAUCUUUAUAUAGACUUAUCCGUUGACUUUUUGUGAUUUUUAUGGCUUCUAAGCUUAUAUUCUCCAGAUAUUACUCAAUUUCAUUUUCUUCCAUUUUGGUUAUUAUCUGGUUUUAUAUUUAACUCUUUAAUCCACUCUGUCUUUAACUUGUGAAAGGAUAUGAAGUGAGAUAACUAAAUUGCUUAAUUUCAAAUUGCUAUUCAGUUAUCCCAACAAACUCAUUGAAUUCCUUCCUGUUACGAUGUCUCUUAUAUCACAUAUUAAAUUAUUUUAUGCUUAAGUUA
This is a messenger RNA of Pteropus alecto (black flying fox), 4304 nucleotides long. RefSeq names its product actin related protein 2/3 complex inhibitor (gene ARPIN). The coding region runs from base 244 to 1074 and encodes 276 amino acids. Lineage: Eukaryota; Metazoa; Chordata; Mammalia; Chiroptera; Pteropodidae. The record is from RefSeq and is a predicted model, not a curated record. The transcript is spliced from 8 exons. Gene Ontology annotation, biological process: negative regulation of actin nucleation.